GUUAGAAAGUUGGUCAACUGCAAAAUGUUUACGUUUGUUUACUUGGCGAUGGGCCAAAUAUUUGCUAUUGUAAAAUUUGAUUGGUCAGUAGUUUGACUGACAGGUACGUUGAUAAUUGGGUUACUCCGCCUAUUACAUUGAAGCUGAAAGAUGGCGACCAAUAUUCCACAUCGUGUGAAUUUAUCCGUGUUAUUCUACGGGAGUGUAGAUAAAUUUGCAUGUGAUAAAUUAUCAAAGGAUUACUUAUUAAAGAAAAUGUGACAGGUGAUGUGCAUAUGUGUGCGGACUCAGGGAAGUGGAAUCAAUAACUGCGUAUUUGGGGCGUGUAAAGAUCUCCAAGGACAGACUUGUGCGAAAACUUGUGUUACAUAUUGGUAUAAUGUCAACUUGACUGGUCAACACGUACACAAACCAAAAUGUGAUCGUAAGGAACUAAUUUCGACGUUGUAACCGCUCUACCUCAUGAGUUUAAUGCGUCAAUGGCCAGUAUAUCAGAUCAGAUAGGGGACUUGGGAGAGCUUGGAGCUUGCCCGUUAUGUCGAAGAAUAUAUCAAGAUCCAAGAGUUCUGCCUUGUUUACAUUCUUUUUGUAAGAGAUGUUUAGAAAGGUACCAUCAGGAGAAUGGGUCAGCGGAGACGUUAAAAUGCCCGUCAUGUCACCAGGAAGCGUCUUUAAAUUCUGGUGGAAUAGAAGGAAUUCCAUCAAGUAUCUUUAUUUCAAAUAUUUUGGAUGUGAUGGUGUCACAAGACGAUUACGAGAACGGUGAAAUAGAAAAUGGUCACCAGAAUCACUGGUGUAAUUCAUGUGAUGAAGGAAGCAGGGCCACAUCGGUUUGCAAGAACUGUCAUGAAUAUCUCUGCGAUAAUUGUGUGAAAGCACAUCAGCGAGUGAGACUAACCAAGGAUCACUACAUCGAAAGAUUCGUAAAUCCCAGGUACAGACCUCAGAAUAUCACUCCAUGUAUGCCGUCUCCGAUUAUUUCAGCUGCACAGGGCGACCGUCAGCAAACACCUUGCACAAAACAUGAACAGGAAAUUCUUCGUCUUUAUUGCGAUACAUGUCUAUCCCCUAUCUGCCGAGAAUGUACCAUGACUGAGCACGUCGGUCAUAGUUUCAUCUACCUCCAAGAUGCCAUUGAUGAUUCUCGUACUGUAACAGUCAAACUGAUUGCAGAUGCGAAAGCUGGCAUGAAAGCUAUUGAAGAAAGUCUACAAGUCACUCAGGGUAUGGCAGAACGUGUUGAAGUUAGGUCACAGUCAGUUGCCACAGAGAUCCGCAAUAUAACUAGGCGCCAUAUGUUAGCUUUAGAAGAGAGGGAAAGAGACUUGUUAAGGAGAGUUGAGAAAAUACGACAAGUCAAGGGGAAAUCUCUUCAUAUGCAAAUGGAUGACUUGAAACAAGGUUUAAUGUCGCUGAGCAGAACUGUAGAAAAUGUUGAAACUGUGUUAAACACAGGUCGUGAUAUUGACGUUUUGAAAACCAAAGAGAGCAUGGUUAGUGAAAUACAAAAACUGCGCUCCCUUCGCGGACAUUUACAACCACAUGAGGAUGAAAAUAUUUUAUUCACACCCCCAGAUGCUGCCCUUCAUGUUGCCAUCACAAAGCUUGGCUUCAUAAGCAGUAGCGCUUAUGCACCAAAUUGUAUCGCUGUUGGGGAUGGUUUAAAGAGAGCCCUGAAAGGGAAGGUUGCCAUAUUUGUCAUACAAGCCAAAGAUCACUUAGGAGAGCAGAGAGUUGUUGGAGGCGACCCGGUGGAAUGUGUCAUUCAAAGUCCAGAAGGUGCUCUUUAUCGAACGGAGGUAAUCGACAGACAGAAUGGGACAUACAGUGUGACAUACCGACCUCAGAUUGAAGGCCAGCAUGCAAUCUCUGUUAUGAUCAAUGGCAAGCACAUACACGAUAGCCCUUUCUCUGUAUCUGUGAGAAGUGGUAGAAAUUAUACUGCAGUGGGGGCUAUGAUGAUGCAGUUCGGUGGAGAAGGUGAGGAUGAGGGGAAGUUAUGCCGUCCUUGGGGCAUAUGUUAUCAUAAAGAAGGUUACAUUCUUGUAGCAGACCGUAGCAACAAUCGAGUCCAGGCAUUUAACCCUGAUGGAUCCUACCAUCAUCACUUUGGGGCAGCAGGGACACGUAAUGGACAGUUUGACCGCCCAGCUGGAGUGGCUACUGAUAGUCAAGGGCGGGUUAUAGUGGCUGAUAAAGAUAAUCAUCGUAUCCAAAUUUUCACUCUGGAUGGAAAUUUCAUAUUGAAAUUUGGUGAGAAAGGAAAUAAAAAUGGUCAGUUUAAUUAUCCAUGGGAUGUAGCUGUAAAUUCGGAAGGAAAAAUUCUUGUGUCAGAUACACGAAAUCAUCGUGUACAGUUAUUUACAUGUGAUGGUUUGUUCAUUAACAAAUAUGGAUUUGAUGGUGCUUUGUGGAAACAUUUUGACUCGCCUCGUGGAGUUUGUUUCAACAAUGAAGGCCAAAUGGUGGUUACGGAUUUCAACAAUCACAGGCUCCUUGUGAUUCAUCCCGAUUUUCACAAUGCAAGAUUUCUGGGUACAGAGGGAAGCGCAAAUGGCCAGUUCCUACGUCCACAGGGUGUUGUCGUUGAUCAAGAAGGAAACAUCAUCGUUGCAGAUUCACGCAACCACAGAAUUCAGGUUUUUCAACCAAACGGCAACUUCCUGUGCAAGUUCGGCACACCAGGUUCGGGUCCUGGUCAGCUUGACCGACCAUCUGGCAUAUGUGUUACGCCAGACGGUCAUGUUCUUGUUGUUGAUUUUGGUAAUAAUCGUGUACAAGUAUUUUAAAUGCUUUUGCCCUUAUAAAGGGUCAGCUUUUUGCCUUGCUCAGGUUGAGACUCAGGUUAUAUCCUGCGUUAGCUCUUGUGAAACAUUUGGACAUGUUUGCCGAAGGCAUAUUUGUUAUGACCGCUCAGGGAAAUACUAAAAGUGCACCAGAUUGAUUCCUUUCACAAAUGAAAAAUAGAUUUUUUAUGUAUCGGUUACAUUAUGUGAAACAUGUAUACUUGUUAGAUUGUAUAUGUCAGAUGUUAGAUUGUUGGUCUCUGUAUGUCCUUUGAAGGGAAUUAAUUUGGUUCACUGUAAACUCUUGUUGUCAAUGUAAACCAUAUAUUUUUCACAUUAUUUUCUUUUACCUAAGUUUCUUUAUAAAACACACACAAAACAUCCUUCGUAUUUAUUACAUAGUAAUAGUAAAUUCUACAUUUCUGAAAAAUCACUUUUACGCUAUGUACAAUGUUUUUGAAACAACUGUGUUCUUUUAAAAGGAAUGUCAUCCAUGCUGAUUGUUCAAUAAAAACAUUCAGUUUUUUUAUGGACAACUUAGUACUUGUCAAAUGAUCUCUAGUCAGCAGAAGUGAUCAAAAAUAUUCAAAAAUAUAAAGUGUAUAUUUGAAACAGUUGCACACCUUAUUCAUGAAUGUGUUUUCUAGGUAUAUUUUCAGUACUGACAAAUACAAAAUAAAGGGGCAGUUAAGAUUGAAAGACCUUUUUUUCAACACAAAUUGUAAAGAACAGUAAAAGUAGUUCAUGACCUAGGGGUUUUCCUCUUAUAUGAAUGGCUUUUUGUAAAAUGAUACCAUUUCAAUUCACAUGUCAGAAGUGAAGCUAAAACUUAUGUGGUCCAUUGUGACCCUUAAAUUGGUUCCUGUUGACCAAGCACGAGGUUCAUGGGAGUAAAUAGGCCAGUCAUGUGAAAAUUACCAGAUAUUUUUCAUCUAUGGAUUCUGUUUUAUGAUUUUUGCAUGAUUGGUACCAAUAGAUGAUAGAAUGGGAAUGCAGAAAUAUAAUUUUUUUUGGUCAAAUUAGCAGAUAGAUUCUAUAGCAUUAAUGAUUUCAAAGUUAAUUAACAACCUAGUAGACAAUAGCAUGUCUAAUACAUAGCCACUGCUGGAUCUAUGAUAGUUAAUUAUUAUGUUAUAAUUUUUUCAAUUUGUUGGAAACAGUUAAAAUGAUCAAAAUGAUUGGUUGUUUAUUCAACCCAAAGAUAAAUAUUGAUGAAUUUAUUUCUGUAAUUAGUGUAAAGACCAUAAAUAGCUUCAUGAGAUUUAUUAUAGUAAAUUAUUUCUGUUUUUGUUUCAUUCACAGCUUGUUAUUUAGAAGUACUGUAGAAUUAAAUCAAUAAGGUUAGCUGUUGAAAAUUAGCACAUGAAUGCUUUAUCUCUCCCAUGCAUUGAUCUAGAAACUGGCCGAAGUGGCCAGUUUGUUUGCUUGGCGGGUUGCCAAAAAUUUGGCUGUUAAUGUACAGUUGUAUGGUCAGUUAUGUAACUAACAGUACUUGGCCAGUGGUGUAAACAAGAUACAGAUCAAUGGUCAGUUGUUAAGCUACACUGUUUGCAUAGGUCAGUACACAAGGGGAGUGGGCAGUGUAGUGUGUAUUGGUUGAAGGAUAAACUGACCAUUCAGUACAUGUAUAAAAUAGGCCUGCUUGUAAACAUGCUGGCCUUGAUAACUUGUUGAAAUGGUAAUUUCUCUAGUGGGGAUUUCCUUUGGCCAUUUAUCAGGCAAAUAUUUUGUUCUUCCUGGCAUAAAUUAUCAAUAACUGAUCUAAACUGAACACAAAAAUAAGAACAUGUGAGCAAUUUUGCCACUAUCAUUAAUGUAUUUCUGUCUGUGGUAAGGAAGGCCAUGGGGAUUAACUGGUUUAAUUGAAGUUAAUUGAUAAAAGCUGAUAGUAAUUUACUUUAGGUCACUUAGACACUGAAACACUGUAUUUAGUUUAUCUAAAAGGUGUGUACCAAUGUUUAAUAUCUAUACUCUCUUUAUUUCAGUCUCAUCAGUGUACAACAUAUAUUACAUAAUAUACAUAAUAGAAUAUCAAUAAAAUGCACACUGCCACUCUAUAAAAGAGUUAUAAGAGACUUAUAGCUAAAACAUAUCAGUAUUACUUUGACUAUUAAAACACCAUGUUAAAAGAAAGAUGUAGCUGCUAGGAAAUGCUUAAUUCCAUUUUAAGCAGAAAAAUUGGCACUGGAAUUCUAAUCUUAGAUAAAUUUGUCCCAUUUUUGUUUUUAGAAAGUAGGCAAAAAUGUUUUUCAAAAUUUAUUUCUAGUUUUUCAAAAAGCUUAAAUGAAAUGUGUGUGUACCAACAUUAUCUAGAAAACACAUCCAUGACUUUGUAUACAAGUAGACAAAUUGACAAUGACUGGAUGUUAAUAUCUGAAAUUAUUCCCAUUUUUGUUUUAAGAAAAUGGGAUAGGGAAGGGUUUUAACCUUUUUCCCUAUCAUCAUAUGAAAUAUGUGUACAUGUGUAGAGAUAAUAUAAAUUAUCAUGCUAAGUUUAGUGCUUAUUGUAGCCUUAUUGUUAAUUAAGUGUUUGAAAUGAUGUAUUUUUAAAAAUAGCAUUUUAAAUGAAAAGGGAAAAAUAUGAGGUCUGAAUUUUAAAAAUUCUGGUUAAAUAAUGAUAAUGAUUUCUAGUCUGAUAUCGUCAUGGAUUAUUCGAAUAUCCGUAUAUCAUUAGAGAGUCUUAAUUAAUUUUAUAAUAAACGCAGAUUUUUUUUUAAAAGCGUUUGGAAAGCUUAAGAAUCAAAAUCAGUAUUAUAUAAAUUUUAAGUAAAUAAUUGAGGGCAUUAUAUAAAAUACAGCUAAUGUUAUGCUAUAUAGCAUCCAUUUUUACCAUGCAACUUAAAUGCUUUAAAGUACUUUGUGUAUGCCAUUUUCCAAACAGUCAUGUUUGGAUUGCUUGAAUCCAAGAGAACUUAAGCAUUUUACUCUUUGGCUGCAAAAGUAAAAGCCUCUCUUACCUCUUGCAAAUACAAACUUAACGACCUCACUUGAUUUAAUGAGUACUGAAAUUCAAUAUACCUCAUUGGGUUAUAACAAUUUUUGAUUACCGGUACUUAUUUUGAAAGAAACCUCAACAUCCAUCUUAUAUUGUUUUACAAAGCCAGUGGUUUUUGGGCAAAGUUAUUUUUAUUAUUGCAAUAAGGAUGUUAUUAUUUUAGCUUAUUGCAUUGCUUAAAUAUUUUUUUAAGCAGAUACUUAAAUAUUAUAUCUUAUGUCAUAUAAUAUGUCUUAUGUAUAUACUUCUGUAUUAGAGUAGUGCACUGUAGCCAGUAAAUUUUGUUUUUGUUUUCAUGACUUGAGGAUGUUAUGAACUUUAUGAAGAAAACUUGUGUCGUUAAAUAUUACAUGUCAACUGUAUGUAUGUUUAUCGUAAGGCUUGAAAAGUCAUGUAACCACUUGCUACCUCAACAUGUUUGUUUUCUGUGAGCUUUUUUCAUCACAUAACCAUGGCAGGCUAUGUAUAUAAUAUAACAUUGUUUGUUAUGUAUUGUUUUUGCUUUUCAGUCCUGAAAGUGAUAAUGUAGAAUACUAAUCAAGGUCGUAUGAUUUAAGAUAUGCAAGAUUUUAUGGCGGUUUGACUGUAAGGAAAAUGUUUGAAAGAAUUUUUUUUUUGUCAACUCUACUUCGUACUCGUAACAUACUUAUAAUAAUAACAUUCUCUUCAAGUUAUAUACUUUAAAAACUUUGACAAGAAAAUUAAAUAUAGUUAAAAUACAAAAAAGUAACCCUAUCAUGCUAAACAUGAUUGAUUCUGCCUUUGCAACCAGUGAAGAUCAUGAUUCGCUUGCACAUUCUUGCAGUCUGAUCAUGAUCUGCACUGUUUGCCAUUCAGUCAAUGUAUUUUUGGUAAGCACCCCUUUAAUAAUACUGUCCAAAUUAAAAGAUGGCCAAGUUCAUUAUAGAAAUUUAGGAUGGUAAGGGUUGUUAAGUCAGUUUAUAGCAUAUCAAAGAGUUUGGGAAUAUUACAAGUUUGGGAUGCUUAGAAGUUAGAACAUGUAGAAUAGAAUUAUAUUUUGUAACAUGUCUUAACCCUUACCAUGCUGGACACGAUUGGUUCUGCCUUUGCGACCAGUGUAGAUCAUGAUCAGCCUGCACAUCUGUGCAGUCUGAUCAUGAUCUGCACUGUUCGCUAUUCAGUCAGUAUCUUUUGGUAAGCACCCCUUUUAACAGUUAAUGGUACUGUCCAAAUUGGAAGAUGGAUAAGUUCAUUAUAGAAAUUUAGCAUGGUAAGGGUUAGUAUUUUCAAGUUUAAGUCUUAUAUUUCCAAGAUUUCCAAGGAUAACUCCUAGUAUUUCCAAGUUGUCAAGUAUAAAUCCUGGUAUUUCUAAGCAUAGGAUAGAUAUAUCUGUUUUCUUUAUCAUUUUCUUAGAAAUUAGGGACCCCUAUCAGAAUGAAUCACAUUGUAUGGGAUAAUCAGUUAUUUUUGCUGGUUCCCCAACAGGCAUUUUGUAAGGGGAGACUAAUUAAACAGAUCCUAAUUGCACUUUAAUGAACAAUAUUAUCAACUGGUUACACAACUGAUUGCUACACGUGGGAAUUUGAUUGUUUUCGUCUAACCUGAUUGAUGUCUUGCAAGGUGUAAUUAGUGAUUGAUUAUUUUUCAUGUAUUCAAAGGUUAUAUUACAUAUGCAUUAGUUCCGCAGUAGAAAUAUUAAACAGCUUCAAGAAAGCAGUGUUACUUUUAACAAGUGCAUAUUUCACGAUGCAAAUCUACUUACUCUUUUAUUACAUACACAUUUACUCUUUGAAAUGAUCUUCAUUUGUUAUUAAUUGAAACCAUCAGCAGUAAUGGUUUUAUCUAGGUGAUGAUAUAUCUUUUAUGGAUGUCACACGUCCAAUAGGAAAUUGCAUGUCAGUAUGGGAAAAAAAAUGAAAUAAGGUUUAAGAUUCCUUUGUAACUAAACAGAGUUGAAAAAUGAGUAUCUAACUGUUGUUUAAUAUGGGUUGAACAGAGCCAGGCAAAUGUAUUCAUUGUAGAAAUUUGAUGAAUAAAGGUUGUCCUUGGUUAUUUGUUUUCCUCCUCAGAUUUAUGCGGAGAAGUUGACACGAUACAUGUGACGUAGGUGCUGUUACUGGCACUGAUUCCAAUAACACCACUGUUAUUGAUAAAGUUUCAUCUGUUCUUACAGAGUUAGGAUUUUUUUUACUUAUCACAAAUUAUAGAAAUUAGGAAACAAUAUAGUAAACUGACUCUUGCCCUAGACAAAAAAAAACAACAAAACUCAAUGAUGAACUUGAAGGGUUUUAUUUUUGAACUGAUUACAGACCAAGAUAGUCUUCUACAGAGAUGAUAAACUUACCAGUAUUUUUGACUGCAUAGACAGUUAUGCAAGAAAGAGACCUGAUUUUAUCAGCAUUUAUUGCCUAAGGUUAGUUGCUAUUGAACAUUUUGAAAGCCUCCUGAUAAAGCUUGUGUCAUUAUUCUCAAACUCCCAACAAUUAAAUUGUCAUUUUAAUGUAACUAUCUGAUUACAAAUUGUACUGCAAAUUAUGUCAUGAUUUAACUAGUUUGUAAUUUUGUCUGGAUUUAUGCUGCAGUUUUAUAUGGUUUAAUUUUCAUGCUUCAUUUUAGGUGAAAGAGCUUAGCUUUUUGUGCUUUUUUGGCAAUCUGUCCAGAAUUAUCCUCACUUUCGUACUGUUAACAAGAGAUUUUGCAUAGAGUAAGGCAGUUUCUGUAUUUUUGUAGUCAGAGGAAACAUCUAGGUACUAAGAUGUUUAAGAAAUAUGGGUACAAAGAUUUUUAAAAUAUCUGGUAACGUUAGAGGUUUGAAUAAUCUGGGGAUGAAGAUGUUUGAAAAAUCUUGGUUUCUUAGAUGUUUUAUAACUCAUCAAGGAGGUAGAUGCAUGAAUUCAAGUUGUUUCAGAAUUCUUUCAAAUCUGCCUGAAAAUUGCUUUAUAAUAUGUUCUUUUCAGGAUACUUUAUAACUUUUUAUUAAAAUUAGUGAUUCUCUAAAAACAUUUUAUAACUGUUAAGAUAUAUUACUGCAGGUGAACAUAAUGCAUAAACCUUACACAGUGACUUCCCCUUACAGUGAAGAGACGACUGCACAAAAAUUUUGCAAAGUUUUUUUUCAGCAUUUAAAUGAAGAUAUUUGAGCUGUGCCAUAAGAAAACCAACAUAGUGUGUUUGCGACCAGCAUAGAUCCAGACCAGCCUAUGCAGUCUGGUCAGGAUCCAUGCUGUUCGCUUUCAAAGCCUUUUGCAAUUAGAAAAACCUUUAGCAAACAGCAUGGAUCCUGACUGACUGCACGAAUGCGCAGGCUGGUCUGGAUCCAUGCUGGUUGCAAAUGCACUAUGUUGGUUUUCUCAUUGUGCAGCUCAUUUAUUGAUUAGAGUCUAUAGAGAAAUAACGCUAAUUAAAAUGUAGGGUACAACAUGAAAAAAAUAAACUUCAAACGAAAAAAGGAUAUUUGAAUUGCUUUGUAACAGUCAUCUUGUUUCAUCAUAGAGUUUAUGUACCGCUAGAGAGGGUUUAUUGCUGUGGGGGAGUUUCACUUUUUGACUUAAAUAUAUAUUAUGUACAUAUAACAGAAAAAAAGACAGAUCCUUUUUCCUGAUAGCAAUAUACAGUUAUGUUUGAUGUUCAUCAUAUACUAUUUUCAUAUUUUCGGUAAUAAAUUGGUGUUUUAAACACAUUUUAUUAUUCAUGAACAGAGAUAUAUAAUUAUUUCAAUAUUUGGGCUUAUUUUUAUAUAAAUUUGAGCUUUUAUUCAAUAAUAAAGCUUUUGAGCUUGUACCUCAUGUCCAUUGCUACCUCAGCCUUUUUGUACCUCAGUCUGAUGUUUAAAAAUAAUUAGUUUUAAUACUGACAGUAAAUCUUUAAACACUUAAAAAUCAAUACUGUACAAUAUAUCAUAAUUAUAUAUAUAUAUAUAAUAGCUUUUGGUAUCGUCUAAAUAUUAUGCAUCAUAUUGAUAUAUUGCUAUUUGGGGUCUAUCGCUUUGCUUUAAGUCUGUGUAUAUGUUAAUGAAUAUAUGAGGAGGGUCCUAAAUUAAUAUAAAACUUCAGUUUAGAGACCAGUCUGAAAACUCCAGCAUUUGAUUGGUUGUUGCCAGGAGUUCUGUUAGUGUUUUAGAUGUGCUGAUUUGUUAGAAAUGGGAUCUGUACAUUUUGAGUAUUUUGAAAUAAGUUUGAUUUGAUGUUAAUCUAUAUUUAAAAGUAAUAAAUAUGCUAAUAGCUUAGGGUAAAUGGGAAGCACUUCUUCUCUACCAACAGAAUUUGUUUUCAAACCUUAAAAUUAACAUUUUUCUUGCUAAUCAAACAGGACCAAAGAUUUUUUUGGGGGGUCCAGUUUGGGUACCAGGUUGGUUUCAGAAAGGGCUUUUCUCUCUUCCUCAGAUAUUAUACCUCAGUAGCUGGCAGGAUAGAAAUUUUACAAAAUUUAUGGGCCAAGACUUUGUCCCAUAUUGUUGAAAUAUAGCCACUCUUGGGUGUGUUUUGAGUGUCUUGUUUGCCUUACUGAUGUAACAUGUAUUUGUUUAUGUUUAAUAUUGGCAUGAAAUGGUUAAAUCAAUGUGUGAUAUGGACAGGAGUUGGAUUUUUUCUGGACUAGACCUGAAUUUAGACUUUUGACUGCCAGGAUUUCCCUGUAUAAUCAGACUCCUUUGAUAAAGAUGAUUCCUGGCUUUACAGUGUAGAUUCUUAGGCUUUUGGUUACAUAAUAUUUUGCUCUUGUAAAGAAGUGUUUUCUUUUUGGCAAAAGCACUUGUAUUUAAUCAGAAAACUUUAAAUAGUUUAUAAUGUGUAAGUUACAAUUAAACUUGUCUUUUAAAAGGCCAUAAUGUAAAUGAUAGUUUUCUCAUGAAAUUUCGCAAACUGCCUAAUUAUAACUAAAAUUUGCACUUGUCAGCUCAUUAUUGUUAUUAAAUGUACCUAUAAUGCAUAUUGCCUCAUUUUUUUAUGUGUAAAUUGGGAAAAAAAAAACAAAAAACCAACAUACGGAAUUGCUGCUAAUGUCUGUAUGAAUGGUGACCGAAUAUUAUAGUUUUUGUAACGUCAGAUGCUUAAAGCAUUUUUCACGGGUAUUAUUGUAUAAUUAUGCACAUUUUUCAUUCUAGCUAAAACAAUCGCUUUUUACCUCAGAGCCCAUUAUGUACUUAAUGUAAUCAUGUUUGUUAAUAUGUAUACAUUGUAACUAAAUGUUAAAUUUAUUAAUUAAUUGUUGCAUUUAGAUGAAGUUUCGAGGUAGCAUCCAGAAUACGAGUCUGUGCUAAAAAUCUGUGUCAGUUCUAUAUGUUAUAAAAAAGUUCCCCACAUAACCUAACUGGUUAUGAUAUGACUUAAAUCCAACAAAAAUAAAGAAGUAAUUUAAUAUGGUCAGUUUAGGUCUAAUUGAAAUAAAGUGUUGUGGAAACAAAUUUUAUCAAUGUGUAUGUAUCGUAUGAUUUUUGCAUAAUUGGGUCAUAUGACUGUCAAGAAAACAGGUCACUAGGUAAAAGUUUGGUAGGGAACUAGGUCAUUAGGUGAGGAUGGACUGAAAGGUAGACCUAGUACGUUCAAGCAAUCUUUCCUAGGGGUUACAGGUAGUAUUGACAUAAGGUUUUUAGCAGAUAUUACAGAUUGUAAAAGCUAUUGUAGAUUAGGUACUAUUGGCGGAGGUUUUGUUUCGCUAGUAUUCACACACAAUGCCACUUCAAAAUUCAAAAUAUUGAUGAAUAUUUAUCUUGCAUCAUUUCCUAAAAUUUCACAAUAUCUUAAAGGCAAUGACCUCCAGAUUUUGGCUAAAAAUGAUCUUUCUUUCAAAUUGAAGUUUGGUCAUAUUAUGAACAUUAGAAUACGAGUUUUGGUUUCUUAACUAUUUUAAAAAGGGUGACUGUGUCGAAAUUGAACCUGGAUUGCCGCGGCAAUAAGUAACACUACGAAGGAUUUAGUGUUCAUAACAUUUAAAAUAUAGAUAUUUAUAAUUGAGUCAGUUUAACUUGAGUAAAGUGUUACAAACGCUUUUCAAUUUUUAUCUAAAAAUUAAAAACAACUAAUUCUAAUGUGUUUCAGUAACAUAGAGUCAGUCAGUAAAUAAAUUUCAAAGCAUUCUUAAGAAAUAUAGCAUUUAUUUCCAGAUAUCUAAAAAAAUCUCCUUUUUUUUGUUGCCAAAAGAUCUGGAGGCCAGUGCCUUUAACACCAGAGAACAGGCUGCUAAAUAAAGCCUGUGCAAAAAUUACUAUAUCUACAGUACCUUUGUUUGCUUGAAAUAUGUAGCGUUAUUUAAUACUUGUACUUGUAUUGCUUUCAUACCUUGCUAUUAAAAACAUGCAUUAAAUGUGGCUUUGAAACUAGAUUUUAUGUUAGUAAGGGUUUUCAUUCUAAUAAUGUAAUGGUUUUGAUUAAGAUGAUAAAUUUUCAGAAUAUUUGACUAUGAGUAUGUUUAAGAAAAGUAAAAAUCUAAGCCUUGAUUUAUAUCUUUCUGCUUUCAGUGUUAAAGUAAAUGUCAGUCAGAUAAAGAAAAAUCGUACCAGUAGACAUUUCAUUUUAACAAGAUGGUACCAUCAAUACCAAGUCACAUUUUGGAUGAUUUUCAUUUUCACUUUUGAUUUUGUUUCAUGUACUAGUAAUAAUCCACAUGUAUCAUAUGGCAAAUUUUUUGUAAUAGAGUUCUGCGAACAUGAUCUACGUAAAAACUGUAGAAAGGAGGAGGAGUUUGCUAUAAAUACCAGCAUCUAAUGUAUAACCUAUUGAUGAAAGAAAAGGAGAGAAUAUCUCAUUUUUAGCUUAUCUGAUUUUUUGAAAAAAAAUUAUGAGUUAUUGUCAUCACUUGAGCGGUUGUCGGCGUCAGCGUCUGCGUCGGCGUUGCCUGGUUAAGUUUUAUGUUUAGGUCAGCUUUUCUCCUAAACUAUCAAAGCUAUUGCUUUGAAACUUGGAAUACUUGUUCACCAUCAUAAGCUGACCCUGUAUAGCAAGAAACAUAACUCCAUCUUGCUUUUUACAAGAUUUAUGGCCCCUUUUGUACUUAGAAAAUAUCAGAUUUCUUGGUUAAGUUUUAUGUUUAGGUCAACUUUUCUCCUAAACUAUCAAAGCUUUUGCUUUGAAACUUGGAAUACUUGUUCACCAUCAUAAGCAGACCCUGUACAUCAAGAAACAUAACUCCAUCUUGCUUUUUGCAAGAAUUAUUGCCCCUUUUGGACUUAGAAAAUCAGUUUUCUUGGUUAAGUUUUAUGUUUAGGUCAGCUUUUAUCCUAAACUAUCAAAGCUAUUCCUUUAAAACUUGCAACACUUGUUCACCAUCAUAAGCUGACCCUGUACAGCAAGAAACAUAACUCCAUCCUGCUUUUUGCAAGAUUUAUGGCCCCUUUUGGGCUUAGAAAAUAUCAGAUUUCUUGGUUAAGUUUUAUGUUUAGGUCAACUUUUUCUCUUAAACUAUCAGAGCUAUUGCUUUAAAACUUGCAACUCUUGUUCACCAUCAUAAGCUGACCCUGUACAGCAAGCAACAUAACUCCAUCCUGCUUUUUGCAAUAAUUAUUGCCCCUUUUGGACUUAGAAAAAUCAUUUUCUUGGUUGAAUAUUAUGUUUAAGUCAACUUUUCUCAUAAACUAUCAAAGCUAUUGCUUUAAAACUUGCAACAGUUUUUCACCAUCAUAAGUGGACACUGUACAUCAAGAAACAUAACUCUAUCCUGCUUUUUGCAAGAAUGAUGGCCCUUUUUAGACUUAGAAAAUCAUGGGUAGGACAAUAUUUCUAUUAUACAAAAAAAAUCAGAUGAGCGUCAGCACCCGCAAGGCUGUGCUCUUGUUUACAGUAACGACGCUUCUACAAAAGCAAUUUUUAAACUGUUAAUAGACUUAUUACCAACUUAACCUUUAGGUUGCUGGCAGCAAGUGAUUCUGCCUUUGUGACCAGUGCAGGCUGAUCAUGGUCUGCAUUGUUCGCUAUUCAGUCAGUAAAUUUUGAGUGAACACCCCUUGGAAGAAUAAAUAGGAGAGAUCUCCGUGAUGUCACGCAUUAACGCCUGUUUAUCUGGUGGUGGGCUAAACAAAUGUUUUUACAUGGUUUGUGUAUGGGAUCGGAAUUUUUAAUAACUUUUUUGCUAAUUUAUGGAUUUUGAAAAUUCAAAAAGUUCUGAAAUGCUUACGAUUUUCAUAUUUUCUUAUUUAAAUAUCUUUUUAAAAUGAAAACCAUUUUAAAUGACAUAUGAUUUUAACAGCGGCGUAACAAUGGUCCGGAGUUUUAGAAAAAUCACUGUAAGUUAAGCAUUCAUUAUUAAUCCAUUUUAUUCCGAAAUAAUGAUUAAAAGUAAUCAAUAAAUUGCUUGUUUUGUAUCCUUUCCAUUGAUCAAAAAAUUAUUGAUAUCAUUUGUGUUUUAACAAAGUUUAAGCUGUUAGAAAAACACCACUGUUUACAAAAAAACAUGGACGCUCGGCGUCUGCCCACCCAACCUUUGUCUUAUCAGUUCUAAAAAUAGAAAAUACAACGGAUUUGUAUACAAACACGAUCUCUCCUAUUGCGCUGCCCAAAUUAAAUGAUGGACCAGUCCAUUUUAGAAACUUAGCAGAGUAAAGGUUAAAAGUGUUAAUAGAUUUAUUACCACCUUUAUAAGUGGUAGCUUUGGAAUGACUUUUGAUUUUUGCGGACAAUUUAGGCCAAUUAUUGACUAAGUUGAAAACAUGCAGAAGUAUUACAAAGAAUGGUACAUGAAUACUGAGUAAGGUACAUGAAUAUAAAGUAUAAUACAUGAAUAUAGUAGCAAUUUCUUGUGUGUAUUUGUCUACAAUUUGCAAGUUACAUGUUUGUACAUUACAAUGAAACUGUUUUGUUUUAAGUUACACUUUUAUGCCUUUGUAUAGUUGGAGUUAGUUUGUUAAUUUUUUGCUGAGAACAUUAUUAGUGUAAAUAUAUUGCAUGUAUCUUUAUAAGUAGAAUUUUGUUAACUGCUUUGUUACGGAUCCCCUUUAAGAGUGGAAAAACUAUAUUUUAGCAACUUGUUCAUGUUGAUUAUGGUCAAAGACCAAAUUCUCAAAAUUUUGUUUUUACAUGUCCGCUAUAAGCGACGGUAGCUCUGGGAAAAUCUUCAAGCAUUUUGCCAGGCAUCUAUUACGGGUAUUAUGCAAUUUUGUCCUAUGACCAAUUUUGAUUUUUUUUUUUUGGAAGAACUGUAUUUUGUUAUUUAACCAUCAAGAUAUCAGUAUCAAGAUAUUAGUAAAGAAUGGACUAUAAAUAAUAAAGGAAUUAGUUUCAUGCAGCCAUUGUUAAGUGAAAUCAUUUUUUAUGCCCCCGAAGGGAGGCAUAUAGUUUUUAGCUCAUCUGAUUUUUUGAAAAAAAAUGAUGAGUUAUUGUCAUCACUUGAGCGGUUGUCGGCGUCGGCGUCUGCGUCGGCGUUGCUUGGUUAACUUUUAUGUUUAGGUCAGCUUUUCUCCUAAACUAUCAAAGCUAUUGCUUUGAAACUUGGAAUACUUGUUCACCAUCAUAAGCUGACCCUGUAUAGCAAGAAACAUAACUCCAUCUUGCAUUUUGCAAAAUUUAUGGCCCCUUUUGUACUUAGAAAAUAUCAGAUUUCUUGGUUAAGUUUUAUGUUUAGGUCAACUUUUCUCCUACACUAUCAAAGCUAUUGCUUUGAAACUUGGAAUACUUGUUCACCAUCAUAAGCAGACCCUGUACAUCAAGAAACAUAACUCCAUCUUGCUUUUUGCAAGAAUUAUUGCCCCUUUUGGACUUAGAAAAUCAGUUUUCUUGGUUAAAUUUUAUGUUUAGGUCAACUUUUAUCCUAAACUAUCAAAGCUAUUGCUUUAAAACUUGCAACACUUGUUCACCAUCAUAAGCUGACCCUGUACAGCAAGAAACAUAACUCCAUCCUGCUUUUUGCAAGAAUGAUGGCCCCUUUUGGACUUAGAAAAUAUCAAAUUUCUUGGUUAAGUUUUAUGUUUAGGUCAACUUUUUCUCUUAAACCAUCAAAGCUAUUGCUUUAAAACUUGCAACUCUUGUUCACCAUCAUAAGCUGACCCUGUACAGCAAGCAACAUAACUCCAUCCUGCUUUUUGCAAUAAUUAUUGCCCCUUUUGGACUUAGAAAAAUCAUUUUCUUGGUUGAAUAUUAUGUUUAAGUCAACUUUUCUCAUAAACUAUCAAAGCUAUUGCUUUAAAACUUGCAACAGUUUUUCACCAUCAUAAGUGGACACUGUACAUCAAGAAACAUAACUCUAUCCUGCUUUUUGCAAGAAUGAUGGCCCUUUUUAGACUUAGAAAAUCAUGGGUAGGACAAUAUUUCUAUUAUACAAAAAAAAUCAGAUGAGCGUCAGCACCCGCAAGGCGGUGCUCUUGUUGAACCGUCUGUCCGUCUGUCGGUCUGUCAGUCUGUCCGCAAUUUUCGUGUCCGGUCCAUAUCUUUGUCAUCGAUGGAUGGAUUUUCAAAUAACUUGGCAUGAAUGUGUACCACAGUAAGAUGACGUGUCGCGCGCAAGACCCAGGUCCGUAGCUCAAAGGUCAAGGUCACACUUAGACGUUAAAGGAUAGUGCAUUGAUGGGCGUGUCCGGUCCAUAUCUUUGUCAUCCAUGGAUGGAUUUUCAAAUAACUUGGCUUGAAUGUGUACCACAGUAAGACGACUUGUCGCGCGCAAGACCCAGGUCCGUAGCUCAAAGGUCAAGGUCACACUUGGAUGUUAAAGGAUAGUGCAUUGAUGGGCGUGUCCGGUCCAUAUCUUUGUCAUCCAUGGAUGGAUUUUCAAAUAACUUGGCAUGAAUGUGUACCACAGUAAGAUGACGUGUCGCGCGCAAGACCCCGGUCCGUAGCUCAAAGGUCCUAAACUCUAACAUCGGCCAUAACUAUUCAUUCAAAGUGCCAUCGGGGGCAUGUGUCAUCUUAUGGAGACAGCUCUUGUUUUUUUUCAAAAUUUGAGUCUUAUUUUCCUUCGGCAGUUAUAAGAAUUUAUUAAUUCUUAGCUUUGAGCAAGUAUUCUUAAUGACAUUUUUGGUAUAACCUUACUUAAGUUAAAACUUUAAAUCAUUCUUUUAUAAAAUAAGAUAUUUCUGAAAAUAUUGCUGUCAAAAGUUCAUCUCGACCGUCAGAUAGUAAAUGAGAAAAUUGUAAAUCAAUUUAAUUUGAAAAACAUGAUAAAAGAUAAACUUGUUGUUGUUGUUUACUUCUGUAUUGCAUGGGGAGAUGUUAGAUUUUCUGGGAGUUAUGGGUAAAGAAAAAGAAAAUACAUUCAGUUUUUGUAGCCUACCCCAGAUUAUUGAACUAAAAGAUGCAUGUUUUAUGUAAAUAUAUUUAAUUGAAAUACUUAAAUUAUGUAAUUUUUAAGAACUGUAAACAUAUAUAAGGCCAAAAAAUGUUAUCAUGAGUUUUUAAAGAGAGAGAAGAUUUUUUUCCUCUCACCAGUUAUUGCUUCAAUAGCGAGCAGAAAUACUUUAAAUGCAUGAAAAGCAACAAAAUGAUUUUCAAAGUAAUCUUUUUGACAUUUUAUGAAAAUCCUAGGUUUUAAAAAUAAGCAAGGCAAUGCUUAAGAAACCAAUAAAUAAUUUUAUAGGCUAAAGCUAUUUUUAGUUUUCUCAGAAAGAACUUUAUAUAUUCUUUGUCAGUGGUGACUAGAAUUAUCAAUGUUUACAAAAUAUUGACAGUUCUUUCAAGUAAUUUUUAAAUUUGUUAAAUAUCCAAUUUAGAAUUCAGGAAAUUUCAUGUUUGCAGUUCUUGUGUUUAAUGUUGAGGUUUGUUUUUAGUUUUUGAAAUGAAGAUAUUGAUUUUUUACGAAGGAAUUUCGCUUACUGUACACAGAAAGCUCUCAUAGAAUUUUGUUAAAUAUUAGAAAAGUGCUGUUUAUCCUUUAAAAAGGUACAUUAUUUGUUAUCAGUUAAUGAAAGAUAGAGUCAGCCUAUUCAGUAAAAAUGACAAAGGAACAAAACAUUAACCAUUUCAUUCUGUAUGUAAAACAUUCUAGUGGCGAAAAAAAUAUAUGCCAUAAUAUUUCACACAUGUGUCAAACACUUAAAAAAAAAAGAAUUGCAUUUUUAUGGUUUUAUUUUUCGGCCUAGCCAAACUUGUUUACAUGUUUUUGAUAUUGUUUUCCAAGAAAAAUGUGUAUUUUUGUCAUUAAGGUUUUGCUAAAAGCCACACGGCUGUAGUUUGUUAACAGUUUUCAAACUGUUGUUAGUACAUUAAUCCCGGUAACUUUCAUGCUACUGCUCUACUGAAUUUUCUGCCAUUUUUGUGCUUGUGUAACAAAAUUAUUCAAAGAUUUUCAUAGCUGUAUAGAAACCAUUGUGUUUUAUUUUGCUUAAAUGCCUUAUAAUAGAAUACAUGUACUUUACAUAUACUCUCAUACCCUCGUGGCGAUGGACACCAUCUUGAAUGAGGUGUUGAGAGAGUUUAAUGCAAGUUGUAGAACUUGUUUCACAUUCUACUUAGUGUCAUUUAGUAUUAUUACUUUACAGUAUGAUUUAAGUUCCUACAAAAGAAUUUGAACUGAACAUUCAAAUUUUUCUUUCGUUCCUGCAAGAGUAAGCUCUAUAUGAUAUACUUUUGUAUUCCCAGAAGUAAACAAGAGGGAUCAAUAGAAUUAUAAGAAGAGCUUGCACCAGAAAAUAGGCUCGCCUUUUCUUAUUUUGUUCAAAAUGUUUGCCUUAAAAAGAUAGGUCUUCAAACAAAUUGUUGGUAGUAGUAAUAUGGGAGGAAUUGUCUACUUUUUGGUCUAUAUGACCACUGCACACUUCAUCAAGUCAUUGGUAACAACUGGCUGUGUUCAGUUUGAUAUAAACUUUGAUUUGGUACAGAAAAGUAUUACAAAGUUGAAAUUUUGAAUGUAGAAGACUUUUUAAAAGACAGCUUUGCAAUGGUUUAUACAGUCUAUGAUGGUCAUGAAUAAUUGUGUUACUGUUUGUAUGUAAAGGUGUAUAAUUUUCUUGUCUGUGUGUACUUUUUCUUUCUUGUUUUCUUUAUAGUCUAGACAACCAGUAUUGGUAGCUAUUUCUUGCUUUCCUCUCCUUUUAAAACCUGUAUUUUUGUAACUAAAAGAAUGAUCCUUGAUUAAUGAAUGUUCUAAAUUGGUAAAAUGAGACUGUUUAAUACAAUUCAAUCUACAUAAAACAAAACCAAUAAUCUUUAAAACAAGUUGUUGUAUUAUUUUGUGCAGUUAGUUAAACCAUCAGCUGAAGUAUUUGUUUUGUUUCAAUUUUUACAAAGAAAGGCAAAUAUUUAAUAUACCUUAGAAAAUGCUCAGUUUUUCUGAAGGCAUUAUUUUUUGGAAUAACUAAACAAAACAAAAGAACUGUGCUUUUUUGACAGCAUUGAAAUUUUAAAAUAAUGAUGAAAGGAUUGCAGGUGUUUUCUUUUUCAGCAUUGUUAUUAAUGACUGAUUUUUAGUAUUUUAACUUUUCCUAAAUAUUUUUAGUUAGAAAUGAAUAAGAAAUUAAGAUGCUUCUGUACUGUAUGAAGAUUUUAUUUGCGAAAGGUAUGUAAUCAGUCAGAAAAGUAGCAUCUGCUAUGGAAUAGGGUGAAUGAUUUAAAAGUAUUUAUAUUCUGUCAUUAACGUCUGCUUGUGUAACGUCAGGUUUGCUAAAAGCUUUGGAAAUAAACAAAUUUCUUCCCCUUA
Messenger RNA from Mercenaria mercenaria, 19293 nucleotides. RefSeq names its product E3 ubiquitin-protein ligase TRIM71-like. NCBI's taxonomy places the organism in Eukaryota, Metazoa, Mollusca, Bivalvia, Venerida, Veneridae. Gene Ontology annotation, biological process: protein polyubiquitination; proteasome-mediated ubiquitin-dependent protein catabolic process. Gene Ontology annotation, molecular function: ubiquitin protein ligase activity; zinc ion binding; protein binding. The record is from RefSeq and is a predicted model, not a curated record. The coding region runs from base 480 to 2789 and encodes 769 amino acids. The transcript has a single exon.